AUGGCUGCUGCUGCUCCUCCCAGACCUGCACCGAAACCUGGCAGAGUUCGAGUCUAUCGAGCCCUCUAUAAUUAUGAUGCAAGGACGGAUCAAGAGAUGUCGUUCACGGAAGGCGAUUUGCUCUACGUGAGCGAUCGAGGCCCGAACGAUGACUGGCUCCCAGCAACAUGCGGCGGGCGAAAAGGGCUGGUUCCAGCAAAUUACGUUGUCAGCGAAAAUGUCGAAGAAUUAUCAAAUCCACUACACGAAGCAGCACGACGAGGAAAUCUCCUCUUUUUGAAGGAAUGUAUUGGGAACCAGGUAUCAGUUAACAGUCUAGACAAAUCAGGCUCCACAGCACUUUACUGGGCUUGUCACGGUGGUCACAUAGAUGUAGUCAAGUAUUUGUUGCAACUUCCUGGAGUAACGAUCUCUUCACAGAACAAACUCGGUGAUACACCACUACACGCUGCAUCUUGGAAAGGUCACAAAGAAUGUGUGCAGUUGAUGAUUGACAACGGAGCUAACACCUGGGUACGAAAUCGCGAUCAAAAGCUACCAAUUGAUGUUGCUAAGGAUGCAGAUAUAGCGGGUAUAAUCGAUCAAGCAAUGCGGAGAGACACUAAAAAUGAAGACUGCGACAACGAGUAUGAAUCAGGAUCUGACAAAGAAGACUAA
This is a messenger RNA of Necator americanus (New World hookworm), 657 nucleotides long. RefSeq lists its product as uncharacterized. The transcript has 6 exons. Gene Ontology annotation, biological process: signal transduction. NCBI's taxonomy places the organism in Eukaryota, Metazoa, Nematoda, Chromadorea, Rhabditida, Ancylostomatidae. The coding region runs from base 1 to 657 and encodes 218 amino acids. The record is from RefSeq and is a predicted model, not a curated record. Gene Ontology annotation, molecular function: protein binding.